Numida meleagris (helmeted guineafowl) is the source of this 7653-nucleotide messenger RNA. It is a transcript of the gene ATOSB, whose product is annotated as family with sequence similarity 214 member B. The transcript has 10 exons. The coding region runs from base 5056 to 6858 and encodes 600 amino acids. NCBI's taxonomy places the organism in Eukaryota, Metazoa, Chordata, Aves, Galliformes, Numididae. The record is from RefSeq and is a predicted model, not a curated record.
CGGCAGCAUCCUGCUGCCUCCGCAGGGAUCCUCUCGGGCAGCGGAGAGUUUUCCCCACCCCCAGCUCUGCCGCUGCCUCUUUGUUUUCUGGCAGAAGCCUCCGUGCCUUUUCAUCGCCGUUAAGGCGCCGAGCAGGAGCCUGCAUGUGCCGUGCGCGCGUCUCACCGGGAAGGCGACGCGGGCCCGCGAGCCCUCCGCGCCGCGCAUCGCCCCGCAGGGGCCGGUGGGCAGCUCCGGGGCUCUCCUCUCCAUGGGCUUCUCUCCCGGCCAGGCAGGGCUCCGAGGCCUCUGCUUUCCUCCGCUAAACCCUCUCUCACGUUGGCAGCGGUUCUGCACCUUGCCACAAGUGGAGUAAGUUGGCUGGGGAGGGGGCGGCCCCGGCCGGGCUCCGCGCGGGGCUCUCCGUCGCGGCCCUCCGGUGCCGUCGCUGCUGCCGGGCAGACACCUGAGCGGAGCGGCGCCGGGGGUGCGGAGCCGGCGGCGGCUGAGCGUUGCGUGUGCCGUGCCUGCCUCUCCGCCUAUUUGAUCGCACGACUUCCACCGGGGACUGAAUUCCUGCGCUGGAUUCUGGGCUCGGCUCUUGUGAAAGGAUCCAAUUAUUUCAGAGCUUUGAGCAUCUCCAUUUGCUGCCCAUAUUUGCAGCGCCCGGCUCUGCGCUGGCUGGAAUUCCAAGUGAUUAACGUGACUGUGACAUCCCUCCUAGGGGUGUUAUCUUUGCUCGCUGUCCCCCCCACCGCCCCCCUCUUCCUCCUCCAGCAGCGAUCGAGACAGGCAGGCAGAGACAAAGGUCUGUCCUCAACCUGGGCUGUCCUCCUGCCAGCGGCUGCUGCAUGGGAUUUCCCUGCUCUGCGUGCUGCAGGUUCCGUGGGCUCCGGGUUGAUCGCUGUAGGCUGCAUCGCAGAGGUUUGAGCCUGGCUGGGCUGGGCUGGGCUGGGCUGGGCUGCGUGGGCAGGGGGUGCUGCCGGCUGUGGAGAGCAGCUCGAUGUUCUUGCUGGAUUUUAGGCUGCUUUUCAUUCUUGGACUGUGCUAUCCUGGGGGAGAGGGGCAGCCGUGCAUGGAGGGGAGGCUGGCAGGGGGGUUGGACGUGGAGGAAAGCCGUACACAGGUGGCUGUCGCGUAUAGGAUCUGCCUGCAGAGCCUGCCAGCCCCCCUUCCCCACUGCAGGCUAUUGUCAGCAUUGCUGCCGGUAUGUGAAAUGCCAAGGCAAGGUGUCUGAGGCAAACCAGGCACCGGGGGUGAAGCCUCCGGGCUUCCUGGGAGAGCUCUCAUUGUGUUCUCCUGGCUUGGCCAGGCACGAAGGCUCGGUGUCCACACAGCCUCCCAUGGCACCUGUGUGUGGGGCUGAGGCUGGGGAGGCGCUGCGGGGCAGACCCCAGCCCAUGGCAGAGACUGGGAAUAUCUGAGCAUGCAGGGGUCUCUGACCCUUCUGGGAUGUGCUGGGACGGUGGCAGAGGGAGGAGCGGGGUCUGUUCUCACGGGUUUCCAGGAGCUUAGUGUGGGUGCUACCUCUUGCCCCAUCCUUAGCGCCUGGGCUGGGGCUUCCUCUCUGUUAUCUGCACAAGGGCCAGCACCGAGCGAGGCUCUGCAGCUGCAUAAAUCUGGCAUGGCAGCAGGCCUCCCUCAGAGCCCCUGACAGCAGGGCUUGCCCUUGCAGUGGGAUGCUCCUUCCCUCUGCAUCCUCUCUCCUCCCUUCUCCCUCCUUCCCACUUUGUGAGCUCCUUCCUCCCCAGCCUGAAGCCUAGGGGAGUGCCACAGCCACCUCCACCCUGCUCAGCCCUUCAGGCACCAUUUGCUCCAUCACAUCCCUCUCACUGCCUUCUCUCCCAUUGCCACCUCUCCCACGGACGGUGCUGGAAGUGUCCCCGGUGUCUCCUGUCUGUAUCUCUCCUGAUGGUGGCAUACCCAAUCUCGCAGAGGCCAUGGAAAAACCAUACUCUGAUGCCUGUGUUGCUGCUGUGCUGCCAUCCUUCAGGGAUGUACUGGAAACUUUCUGCUUCUCGAGCUCUGCUCUCAGCCUGUGCCAGGGAGCUCUGUGGCUUUAUGCUUUCUGUGGUUAGGUUUCCUUCCUUUUUCUGGGUUCAGAUAGGACCAGCAGAGCUAUGGUUUAUCCUCCAGGCAGUCACUUUCCAGCAGUUUCCAUUGCCUUUUCUCUUGCCUUGUGCUCUGUACUGAGGAUGAUUCUGUGCCCUCCUGUAACAGCAGCCCCUCUUCUUCUGUGCUGCUUGGUUUCUGCUUCACUCUCAGUGAUGCUGCAAAGGUUUCCUUAGCACUGCCCAGGAGAGGGAGCAGGAAGCAGUAUAAAAGCCAGUUUGGGGUUGGUUUUCUAAUUUUUUGUUGUCUGAAAGGUGCAAGGAGCCCUCUCAUCCCCACCAGCUCACAGUCAUGGUGCUCUGUCUCAGGCAGUGAUGCUCAGACCUGGCCACCUGCCCUCUGCAAAGCCCCGCUGCAUCCCAGCAUGCGGUACAGCUGCUGCAUCGCCCAGCCGGGGACCCUUCCUCUCCCGCCAUCCUGCUCUGUUGCCAGCAGACUGAGGCCACGGUUUGUUUAUCCUGUGUUCCCCCUGGAUAUGCUAAUAGGAAUGAAAGCAGCAGGUAAGCCAUGUCCCUGACCCCCAGACCUGGCUUUGUCAUCCUGCGUCAUGGUCUGGUGGCUCGGUGUCCCCAGGGAACUCAGGGUCUCUGUCCCAGCACCUGGAAUGUGCCCCCUUCCCUGCAGGUGCCUUAGCACCACGUGUCCCAUAGCUGGCAAAGUGUUGUGCCCUUUCCCAGGCGUAGCCAGGCUAGAAGAAGAGGGGAAAGCUGUUGAUCCAGGUGCUGGGAGAGCCCUGCAAAACCACAGCUGGGGUGUGACCCUGGUGGCACUGCAGAGCUGUAGCAGUGAAUUUCUCCUCCUUCAACAUGUGGUUGAUAAAGAGCUCUGCCUGUGCACUGGCAGCCGCCAUCCUGCUUCUCUGCACACUGGGCUGGGGCAGGUGACUGCCUUGCUCAUCUCCUCCAGCUGGCCUGGGAGCUCAGUGUGAGCAGAAGCUCUUUCCAAGCUUCCCCCUGCAGGCAAAGCCUAUUCAGUCUUAUUUCAUAGCACCAGUGUGGGGUGUAACACCAGCAAAAUCACAGCUGCUUGGGCGUGGGAGGGGCUGGACUUCUGGCUUGGGGACAGGGAGCCCCAUGUGCUGCAUCCAGGAGUUGGCACCCAUACUGCUCAGUGGGGCAGUGAGGACUCAGACCUGGUCCUGUCCCAUCCAGGCCACCAGAAGUGGGGCUCUGGAGAUGCUUGGCUCUAGGGGAAGAGAAAGAUGAGAUGUCCCGGUGAUGUCUCCCCAUCCCUGCUGUGGCUGCAGGAGUUUGGAGUCUCUGAGUUUGGAUUUUUUGAGGUGGGCUGUGGAAUCCUGGUAUUUCCCCACAUGAUGCUUUGGACAAUGGCACAUAGGUUGGCAAGGUGAGGUGCAGCCUAUUGUGCUGGGUACACGCACUACUGCCCAGUGCUGGCAUCCCUUGGGAACUGGUGUAGAGACCUCGUUUGGGAUGGGUUUGUGAUGUCAGUCUUUCCUGCAAGGCAGCUGCUGCUGGGGAGCAAAGGGCUCAGCCUGUCUGCAUGAGGACUUGGGUAGGGCUGUGACUACAGAGGGGCGUGGGGCAGAGAAGGAAAGAGCAAAGGCUGAACCUGCACGUUUGUCCUGCAUGGACACGUAAAGGAAGGAUGCGGCUUCCUUCCACCACCCCAUGCUGACUGUUGCCGACUUUUGCUGAUUUUGCUUCCCGGUGGCUGACCGUGCCAUGGAAGUCAUGGUGCAGGUCUGCCUUGGAGGUGGAAAAGGGAAGCAGCCACCUGAUGUUCGAGCUCUCCCUGUUCUAGAUGGGCAGAGCACAGUGUAUUGGCAGCACGGCAUCCUCCCAUGGCUGCAGACAUCCACCUGCCUUCCCUCCUGCGGAAUGCCAGGAGGGGCUGAGCUUCACAAAGAGCUUUUGUUGAGGCUUUAGACCAGGAGGUUGUUAUGCUGCAGUGCUGACUCGCUGUGUUGUGAGUGCUCUGUGGGAGCUGACAUGUUGCAUCUGUGUUCUGGCUGCUCACUGGGGGUGCCCUUCCCCUGGCUUUGCUGGAGGUGGCUUUUGGGCUGGCCUGCUCCUCAGAACUGGGACUAAUUGCAAAUCUUACGAGAAAUGUAAUGAGGGAGCAGAAUGUUUUCUGAGGCAGUCUAGGUCAGGCAAGGUCCUCCUUGCACUAAUGUAGCAUCUGAUGGUCCAGGGUACUAGAAAGGGGUGCACUUGUGUAUUUGGUGCCUCUGAGCAUCCCUGCUGGGAUUUUGUUUAUCUGCUUGACCCUGCUGUUUCCAGGCUUCGGGACAGUGCUUGCAGUCAGGAUGCCCAGUGGGACAAGUAGCAGCUUCCCUCCAGACAGCCUCCAGCUGAGGCUGUACUGGGGAGGGAGGCGCAGAGUCCCCAGCAAUGGGCAGCACUUUCUCCUUUACCCAGAGCUUCCUGGAACUGCAGAGCUUCCAAGAAGUCCUGUGACUGAGGAGCUGAGGGUGGAGGUGCCCAAGGUCUCCUGCCUGCUGUGAAAGUGUUGACCACGAGCUCCUGCUCAGAUUGAUUUUCCUCCUUGCCCUCUUCCAGGCAUCAAAGCUGCAGUGCUCGUGGUUUAUAACCACAAGGGAGCUGUGCUCGUCUGCGAAUCUUCAUACAUAAAGGGCGCCUCUGAGCAGAGCUUCCGUGGAGACUAAAGAGCUGGAGAGGACAGUGCAGAGGUUCGGAGGCACACCGUGAUGGUGGGAGCCAUUCCACGGCAGCCACGCCGCUUCUGGGGGGUGCCUGGCUGGCAAGUGUCUUCAGCUAGCUGUGCCAACGAUCGCCCGUUGUGGGACGGGGAGAUUGAUCCGGAGUGGAGUGGGGUUCUGCUGCAGAAGGAGCCCCAUACUGGCGGGCUCACCUGGACAUCUUGAGCAAGGAGUCCAGCUCCUGCCCUCUCAGCAUCACCUGUGGCACUUUACUGUCCCCUUCCUGCUGCUGCAUGGGCUGUCCUGACUCUGACUCCACGUGGGGUCCAGCCAAGUAAGGCUCCAUGCGGCACAUCCACACAGAGACGCCUCUGCCCCCGGAGCGCGGCACUGACUCCAGCCUGUCCCGACCCAGUGGAGAGGCGGCCUUGGAGCCUUCCUCACAGCACUGUGCCCACCAUGGCAUCCUCAUGGGCUACAACGAGACAGAGAUCAAGCGCCAGAAGGUUUACCAGGUCUCCAUCUUCUCCCAUCUCUCCAGCUCCUCCGAGAGCACGGAGCAGCGAGCAGGCAGUCAUCCGACUCUCAAGAGGGGCUACCCUGAGCAGCGAACUCCAGAGGGGGUGCGGGAUCCCAAACGAACUCACUGGGGUGGAGGGUUGGACAGCAAGCGUGAUGGGGGCCUGGGACAGGCUGCCCUGGAGGACGAUGAUACUUUUGAGGAUGGUCUGCUGGUGGACGAGCUCUCUCUGUGCGGCUCUGCCCAGCACUUCUCCCACAGUGGGCUGCAGGUGGUGGAGCACCGAUGCGUGAGCAGCCCCAGCCCCAAGGCCAAUAGAGAGGACAAGCCGCAAGAUACCUCCUCCUUCUGGCCACAGCACAUUGCUUGCAGUACUUUGCACACAAGAGAUGAUUGCCCUGUCCCCUCGGGGAAUCAGCUUGCAGACUGCUGGGAGAAUGGGGAGCGAAUGAGUGGCCACAACCUACUUGACCUUGAUUUGCACAAUAUUGCACAAACACCCCAGCUGGACUAUGGUGGGAGGGGAGAGAAGCCAGGCAGCAGCCCCGCUCACAGCUGUGGGGCUGGCGAAGCAGAGGAAUGGCCGGUGGCUAAUGGGUGCAAGGAGCCUCCAGCCCCACAGAUGUUACUCAGCCCUGAGCCCAGCAGCCUGAGCUCCCAGGAAAAGACACCCUGUGGGAACAGCAGCAGCGUUAGCUGCCCUGCCAAAAGGAAGCUGCUGCCCGCUGGUGAGAUUACAGCUGACUCCUGCUCUGAGGAUGAGAGCUUAUCCCAGCUGGUGAGGAAGAAGAGAGCCCUGCCAUGCCACCCAGUGCCCACAGCCUGCCGCAGCACUGACGCCAAGGGAGCCCCUUUCUGGAAUCACCUGCUUCCCACAGCCAAGAGCUCUGCAGAUUGCACUACGGUCGGGAGGAGGCUGAAGAGUGGGCUGCGCCUCAAAUCGCGACAUCUCCGGAGCAGCCUCCGGAGAGGGACCCGUUCCUCUGCAGCAUCCUGGGCCACCACCACUGUCAGCCAUGCUCUGCUGGGCAACUUUGAGGAGUCCAUCCUGAAAGGGCGCUUUGCACCAUCAGGACGCAUCGAGGGGUUCACCGCAGAGAUCGGUGCCAGCGGCUCCUACUGCCCCCAGCAUGUCACCCUGCCCGUGGACGUCACCUACUUUGACAUCUCCGAACACAGCGCGCCCUCACCUUUCCUGGGAGUGAUUGACUUGGAGGCCUUGGGAAAGAAGGGUUACAGUGUUCCUAAAGCUGGAACCAUCCAAGUGACCUUAUUUAACCCCAACAAGACUGUGGUGAAGAUGUUCUUGGUGACGUACGACUUCCAGGACAUGCCUGCCAACCACAUGACCUUCCUACGCCACCGCAUCUUCCUGGUUCCUGUGGGGAAAGAGAAAGGGGCCACCGUGGCCUGCAGUGAGCCACCAGGCACUGGCCCACCCCGCAGGGUCCUCUGCUACCUGAUGCACCUGAGAUUUCACAGCUCCAAGUCUGGGAAGAUCUACCUUCACGACAACAUCCGGCUGCUUUUCUCACGCAAGUCGAUCGAGGUCGACUCGGGGAUCCCAUAUGAACUGAAAUCCUUCACGGAGAUGCCAAGGAACCCUCGCUACUCGCCCUGGCCCUGACUUUCUCCCUUGCUCGGGGCCACCGAGGAGUGCCCAGCCCAGAGCUUUGGGGAUCAAUGAGUAAAGGAGAGACCAAGUGCAGCCGCCUUGAAGUUUCCCAACCCUAUGCACCUAUCCUCCUGAGCAGCACUGAUGUCACUGUGCCCUGGGGCAGAGCUGGCAUCACCAAAGGGGAUUUGUGAGGAGGGGCAAGGGCUGGGGAGCACCCCAGGGCUGCGCCCAGGACUUUUUUUUGUGAGCUGGGAGGUGUGGCUGGAGCUGAGGGGGAAGGCUUCUCCCAACCUGGCCCUGGGUUGGGAGCAAAAAGUUCAGAAGUUUGUAUUUAUUAGUAUUUAUUGUCAUAGGGGUGCGGAGGUGUUGGAGAUAUGGUUCCUGGCAGGGGGUAGCCAGGGUGAUGGGGAUGAGGGCAGCCGUGAAGGAUGAGCCUGGAGGGUGGCCGAGACUCACUGGGCACCAACUCUGUGUGGCUGGAACGUCGCUGUGUGUGUGUGUAGGGGUGUGAAUCCAUCCAGGGUGCCAGCCACCGGCCAGGAAUGACACGGGAGCUGGGGGCUGUGGUCCUUCAGAGGACCAGGUAGAACCCGCAAGCCCUGCCUGUCCCUCGGGCCCAGCCCGGGGGGCUCACGGGCAGGUGAGGAGCAGCUCCUUCCCUUCACCCCAGCACCCCGCUGGCUUCCCCCUGCAGCACCCCAGGGCUGGGGGCUCGCCCCACGGCACCCCGUGUCGAGGCCCCGCCCGGAGCGCUGUAGCGGUACCUCUGUGUUGGUUUCUAUUUAAUAAACGUUUGGAAACCCA